Messenger RNA from Plasmodium gonderi, 810 nucleotides. RefSeq lists its product as hypothetical. The coding region runs from base 1 to 810 and encodes 269 amino acids. The transcript has a single exon. NCBI's taxonomy places the organism in Eukaryota, Apicomplexa, Aconoidasida, Haemosporida, Plasmodiidae. The record is from RefSeq and is a predicted model, not a curated record. Gene Ontology annotation, cellular component: nucleolus. Gene Ontology annotation, molecular function: RNA binding.
AUGACAAAACGGAUGAUGAAAAAAUCACCUUCCUUAUCGAAGGAAAACAAGAAAGAAAAAAACAAUGAGGAAAAAAAAAAAGGAGUAAUAGAAGAAGAAGAAGAAGAAAAAACAAAUUCUGAACAAAAAGAACAGUCUAAUAUUAGCAACACAAGAAAUAUUUUAACCCUACAAAAUAUUUUAGAAGAAAAACAUGAUAGAGAAGGUAAUAAAAAGGUAAGAAAUAAAUUAAUUAUAAAAAACUCCCAAAAUACUAGUAGCACUUUUAAUACAAAUGAAAUGAGAAUUAUAACGAUACCAAAACAUCGAAUCUCAUCUGUAAAAACAAAUUGGAUGGAAUUAAUCAAGCCAAUUGUAACCAAUUUAAAAUUAGAAAUUCGCAUGAAUCGAGAUAAAAUACAAGUAAGGACAUGUAAACUAACACAAGAUAAAAACAAUUUACAAAAAUCAUCUGAUUACAUAAAAGCCUACCUACUUGGUUUUAGUAUAGAAGAUUCAUUAGCAUUGCUAAGAAUAGAUGAUUUAUAUAUAGAAAGUUUUCAAGUGAAAGAUGUUAAAAUAUUAAAAGGGGAUCAUCUGUCCAGAUGUAUUGGUAGAAUAUGUGGAAGCAACGGUGCAACUAAAUAUGCUAUUGAAAAUGCAACCAAAACUAGGAUUGUAAUAGCAGGUGAUAAAAUUCAUAUCUUAGGCAGUUUUAAUAAUAUUAAAAUGGCAAGAUAUUCUAUAUGUAGCUUAAUACUUGGUUCAACGCAAGGGAAAAUUUUUAACAAAUUGAAUAUACUUGCCAAAAGGAUGAAGGAAAGGUUCUAA